Messenger RNA from Penicillium mononematosum, 1812 nucleotides. Its product is annotated as putative isoamyl alcohol oxidase. Gene Ontology annotation, molecular function: FAD binding; oxidoreductase activity. The coding region runs from base 1 to 1812 and encodes 603 amino acids. Lineage: Eukaryota; Fungi; Ascomycota; Eurotiomycetes; Eurotiales; Aspergillaceae. The record is from RefSeq and is a predicted model, not a curated record. The transcript is spliced from 2 exons.
AUGCGAUCAUUUCUCCACACACAUGUCUUUUAUCUGCUGGCAUCGGCUGCCCUCCCGGCCACAUCUGCCACGCAGCAUUGCAAAGCUUCGCCGGGAGACUCGACUUGGCCAUCCAUCAAUGAGUGGAAUGCCCUGAAUCAAUCCAUCCAUGGCACCCUCAUCAGGACGGCGCCUGCUGCUUCGUCCUGCUACCCGGGCAAUCCGUUCGGGUCCCCCGAAAACUGCACGAACGUGAAAAGUCACUGGUCAUACGCCGCAUAUCAUGCUAUGUGGCCUGAAAGCGUUGAUUACUCCAUCUAUGCGAACAACUCGUGCUUGCCACCUGGAGUUGAUGGAUACUCGAAGGAGAAGGGAUGCAGUAUUGGUGGUUUGCCACAGUACAUUGUGAAUGCCACAACUGAGCGGGAUGUUGCUACUGCAAUGAAAUGGGCUUCCGACCGAAACAUUCGCAUUACCGUGAAAGGAACUGGACAUGACCUAGGCGGCCGUUCCACGGGCGCCUAUGCACUUUCUAUCUGGACACAUAAUCUCAAGCAUAUCGAAAGGAAAUCGAACUGGCGGCUACCGGGGGCCAAUAGUACCGCCGAUGUGGUAGUGUGUGGGAGUGGAAACAACUGGGGUUCAGUCUAUACCGCCGUGCACAAGAUGAAUCGAACAGUCGUGGGUGGUGAGGAUGCCACCGUCGGUCUCGGAGGCCUAAUCCAAAACGGAGGACAUGGCCUGCUUUCGAGUCACUACGGUCUCGCGUCUGACCAGGUAUACCAAGUCACCGUGAUAACUCCUAACGGCCAACGCCUCGUCGCGAAUGAUAUCCAGAAUCAGGAUAUUUUCUGGGCUGUUCGUGGUGCUGGUGGAGGCCAGUACGGGGUAGUGACCGAAUUUGUUCUCAGGACACAUCCUGUGCCUGCAAACGUCGUGGCCGGUGGGUUGUCAUUCUAUCCUAGCCAGAACUCAAAGGCUAGCGAAAUCGCCUCAUGGGAUGCGUUGGCUGAAGUGUCGGCUCGCAUACCCGACCUGAUGGAUGUCGGUUUCACGGGCACUGUGAUGGGCCUGACCGAGAAAAACGCAGUAAAAUAUCUUGGGCUGAAAGAAGUGCUGCCUGGUGCCUCGGCUAUUAUCAGCUUGACUGGCUUCAAUAUGACUGUCCAAAGGAUGAAUGAUACUCUGAACAAAUUGGCUGCCCGAUUCGACUCCGACCAUGUGAACAUUACCUUCCAACCACUUUCUUCGAAGAGCUACUGGUCCUCUACAAAGCCGAACCCAUUGGCCAGCGCGUCAUCUGGCGCCGUCAGCCUGAUGACUAGCCAUCUUCUAGGCAGACGCGAGCUUUCCGAUAUCCCCAAAGAGAGCCUCGUAACCUAUCUCCAAGAGAUUAUGGCCUCCCACAAGCCUAAUGCAGGCUCCAUGUUGUUGUUCGGACUACAGGGUGGAAAGGGAACUGCUCAUGUUCCCGAGUCAAGACAUGGAAGUGUGCUUCCCGCCUGGCGUUCGGCAUAUGCUCACACUAUGGCCUAUGGUGUCUCGGUGAAUGCCACGGGUGAUCCGAGCCAGUCAUUGAAGGCAGGAGCAGAGUGGUUGAAUACCGCCUUGGAACCCGUUUGGCAGAAGUGGGCACCUGAGAGUGGCUCAUAUAUGAAUGAGGGCAAUCCUUUCAGCAGCAACUGGAAGCAUGACUUCUAUGGAGAUAACUAUAACCGCCUUCUGGAGAUCAAGCGCAAGUAUGACCCGCAGGGCAGCCUUUUUGUCUGGAGUGGAGUUGGAAGCGAUGAGUGGAAUUACGACUUGAACAGUGGCCUGUUGUGUCGCGUUUAG